ACUUUUUCCGCCGUAAUUCAAACAUAGCGUGACAUUUAUUUACUGGCUAACAAAUACAUUGCUACUCACACAUCCCUCGUUCUAUUUCCAUUUGUGAUUGGAUUAGCUGAAUUCUAAAUCAAAUAUUAUCAUUAUUUAUAGACUGUAAUUGGAAUACAUCACAUUCUACGUGGGAUUAUAUCACCAGAGAGUUCGCCAACCUGCUUGGAAUUAUCAAACAUUUAUAAUUGUGGAUUUACAUUACCGGACCGAAUCAGAACACGCAGCGUUUGGUCAAUUUAAGUAACGCCCCUAAUUUUUAUUGUAUUUGUAACAAUUGACUGUAUAUAUAUUAAUAUUACUAUUGAUCCUUAGUAACUUUGUUUAUAAUUUUUGCGUUCAUAUUUGUCUGGUCCACCACAAUUAUUUGGUGAGCCUCGAUUAUUUUUUUAUAGACAUUUACUAUAUAUAUAUCUACAUAAUUUUUUCAAUAUUAUUAAUCGGCACGACACCAUAUUUUUGUUUUUGUCAUUAUGAACUCUCCGGGUAAACUUAUUGAUAUUGAUAGUUCUCCGAUCAACCUUCUAAACUCUCCACAACCAGAGGAUAAUGUUUUAAACUCAAUCAACGCUAUCUCGGAACUGAGAUUACCAACGUACGGUGUUAAAAAUCCCAGGAUCUGGUUUGCACAGGUUGAGGCAUUAUUUUUGUCUAGAGGUAUACGCUCGCAAGCGACAAAAUAUGCAUACAUUGUUGGAGCAUUACCCAUAGAGGUGGCAGCAGAAGUCGGAGACCUAAUAGAUAACGUACCAGAAACAGACCCCUAUGACAAAAUAAAAGCCGCAGUAAUCCACCGUACUUCGCAGUCUGAUGAAAAACGCUUACAGCAACUACUCACCGCAUGCGAGUUAGGUGACAAAAGACCUUCACAGUUGCUUAGACAUAUGAGACAACUAGCAGGUUCAUGCAAGUUAGACGAAGCAUUACUUAAGCAGAUGUGGUCACAAAGGUUACCUUAUAGCGUCAGACAAAUUCUCAGCGUAUCAGGAGCCUCUGUCAGUCUUGACGAUUUAGCAGACAUGGCCGAUAGGAUGAUAGAAAUAUAUCCCGAUAGUCGGGGAAUUUACGCAGUACAACCCGCCAGUAGAGAUGCCAUGAACCCUAUCCUUGACAUGCAGCAUCAAAUGGCACACUUGACACGUCAGUUAGCAUCACUGCAGGCGACUGUCUCCACCAUCCGUUCUCGAUGCCCCAGAUCUAGGUCCAGAAGGAGAUCAUUAUCCAGACAUCGUCAUAGGUCACCUAAGCGGGCAGCUGGGAUGUGUUGGUAUCAUUCGAAUUAUGGCGAGAAAGCACGUCGUUGCACAAAACCGUGCAACUUCACUACAAGCAAGUCAGACCAUCAGGGAAACGAAGUGGCCAGGCAGUAAUAGCGGCAGCUGUUACUGGCCAACAUGUCAGCCGCCUUUUCCACAUCAGGGAUCGUAUUUCUGGCUCAGACUUUUUAGUCGAUACGGGAGCAGAAAUCAGCAUCAUCCCACUUUAUCUCUCACGCAGACAACAUGCGUUGAGCACAAAAUUGUCCUUGGUAGCGGCUAACGAAUCAGUUAUCAAAACUUAUGGAGAACAAUCUCUUAUAUUAGAUCUCGGGCUCCGUAGACGAUUCACAUGGGUAUUCAUAGUUGCUGAAGUCAAACGACCCAUUCUCGGAGCCGAUUUUCUUAGUGCGUACAACCUUUUAGUUGAUAUGACUAACAAGAGAUUAGUCGACACAAACACACGUUUACAAGUAAAUUGUACACUUUCCAACGACAACGAGAUCCAUGGUGUUCGUAUAAUGAAACCUGAGAACAAUAUCUUCAACGACAUCCUAAAAGAAUACCAGUGCAUUAUGAAAUCAGAUUACCAGAAGGAAGGUAACCCACAACUGGUACAACACCAUAUCACUACCACCGGACCACCUAUUAGCGCCAGGGCGAGAAGAUUACCACCAAGCAAGUUGCAAGUAGCGAAAAGAGAAUUCGAACACAUGAUGCAACUUGGAAUUAUCAGACCAUCCAACAGCCCCUGGGCCUCGCCGUUACACAUGGUACCUAAGAAGGACCAAGAUUGGCGUCCGUGUGGUGACUAUCGACGAUUAAACAACCAAACCACCCCGGAUAGGUAUCCUAUUCCACAUAUACAUGACUUCGCGUUAAAUUUACAUGGUAAAUGCAUCUUCUCUAAACUCGACCUCGUGCGUGCAUACCAUCAAAUUCCAAUGGCACCGGAAGACAUUGAGAAAACAGCCAUAAUAACACCUUUUGGUUUGUUUGAGUUUCUAAGGAUGCCAUUCGGAUUGAAAAACGCUGCACAGACUUUCCAGCGAUUCAUGGAUGAUGUCACAAGAGGUUUAGACUUCGUAUUUGCCUACAUCGAUGAUGUUCUCAUUGCAAGCUCAUCUUUAGAAGAGCAUAUUCAACAUGUCCAGACCCUUUUUGAACGUUUUAAAAAACAUGGCGUCGUCAUCAAUCCUUCGAAAUGCAUAUUUGCAGUUUCAGCCUUAGAGUUUUUAGGACAUUACAUUGACUCUCAAGGCAUCAAACCACUCCCAAUGAAGGUUGAAGCGAUUACCAAUUAUCCCGAACCAACCUCGGUGAAGUCAUUACGACGUUUCCUUGGUAUGUGUAAUUUUUAUCGCCGUUUCUUACCACAUUGUGCUGAAGUAUUACAGCCAUUAACCGAUCUGCUAAAAACCGACAAAAAAAGUACGAAGAAAGAGAAGACUCAGACAUUCAACCUACCCCCUGACGCCAAAACAGCAUUCGAGAAAGCAAAGUUGAUGAUAUCUAAUGCUACUAUGCUACAGCACCUAAACACCGAUCCCAGAACAAACCUUAUCCUCUGCACUGACGCCUCCCAAAAAGCAGUAGGAGCAGUAUUACAACAAUGCGUUAACGACAAGAUUACUCCUAUAGCUUUCUUUUCCAAACGAUUAUCACCAACUCAAGAGCGCUAUAGCACCUUCGGACGCGAACUUCUGGCUAUGUACUUAGCUGUAAAACACUUCAACUUCCUGCUUCAGGGACGUGAUUUCACCAUUAUGACUGAUCAUAAACCACUUUGCUAUUCUUUCAACACGUCCUACGACAGACAUUCUCCACGGGAAGCCAGACAACUGGAUUACAUUUCUCAAUUCACUACGGACAUCCAGUUCAUCAAAGGCUCCUCCAACAUUGUCGCUGACGCUCUAUCUAGAAAGGAAAUCAACAUGAUGGUACACAACCACAAUAUCAGCCUUGAAGCUUUAGCUAAACUACAAGUGGACGAUGCAGAUUUGAAGACCUGCGAAGAGAAGUCUUACUUGAACCUUAAACCUGUACCCAUUCCUUUCUCAGAUGCAUCUAUUAUUUGCGACACUUCAACGGGUAACAAUCGCCCCUUUGUGCCACAACCCUAUCGACGGAAAAUAUUUCAACAGCUACAUGGACUGUCGCAUCCAGGCAUCAGGGCUACUACGAAGCUUAUCACAGAACGCUUUGUUUGGCCAAAAAUCAAUUCGGAUGUUAAACGUUGGACACGUAACUGCCUCCAGUGCCAACGCAGCAAAAUCCAAAAACACACUAUCAGCCCGAUCGGGGAAUUCCCUAUUCCCGACAAACGUUUCCAGCAUAUUCAUUUGGACUUAGUUGGGCCCCUGCCUCCGUCAAACUCCUUCACCCAUAUCCUCACAGCAGUGGACCGGUUCACAAGAUGGGCCAUAGCAUGCCCUAUUGCGGAUACUUCCGCAGAAACAGUAGCCAGUGUAUUUCUUGACCGUUGGGUAGCAAAUUACGGUGUACCCUCUAUCGUCACUACCGAUCGCGGUCCCCAAUUUCAAUCUGUCCUUUUCCAGGAGUUUACUAAACUUCUAGGGGUCAACCAUAUUAAAACCACAGCUUACCACCCAGCAGCUAAUGGCAUGGUUGAAAGAUUCCAUCGCCAAUUAAAAAGCUCACUGAUGGCGCAAACUGACUCAUCAAAGUGGAGCGAUGCCUUACCGCUUGUACUCCUUGGUAUUCGUUCAACUAUUAAGGAAGACAUUGGAUGUACAGCCGCCGAGUUAGUCUAUGGCACAACCCUAACGUUACCCGGUCAACUAGUCAACUAUGAACCUACAACGCACGGGGAUUCUACUCACUUCGCAAGCCGCCUAUUACAAAUGAUGCAGAACAUUAAAGCAAUACCACCUCGAGAAUACAACAACCGAGCCCACCUCGAUAAACAUUUAGAAACAUGCAAGUUUGUCUUUGUUCGAGUAGAUGCUGUCAAAAAACCAUUGAAACAACCAUACGAAGGUCCAUAUAAAGUAAUUAAACGCACACAAAAAUACUUCAUCAUCAGCAGAGAUGGCAAAAAGCAGACUAUUUCUAUAGACAGAAUCAAACCUGCUUUCUAUGAAUCUACUCAAGUCAAAGAAGACAACGCCGUUGACAAUCAACCCCUUUCACCAGUGACUGAAAAGCCGGGGGAGGAUAAAAAACUUAAUACUAAACCUUCUUGUUUAACACGCUCGGGCAGACCUAUAAACAAACCCAAACGUUAUGUCCAUUUCGUCAAUUAAAAAAAAAAUAACAAUAAUAAUUUUUUUUCCUUUUUUUUACAGUGUACAUAAUUAACCAUAUUUUUCCCCACAAUUAUUCGUUUUGUCACAUUUUUUUUCAUAGAAAAAAAAAUUUGUUACAAUAAUAAACGAGUAAACUAUUUAAUUAUUCAUUUGUUGUACACACACACACACACAAAAAUAAGCAGUUCAUUUUUUUUUGGGUUCAGUAACAGUUCUUUACAUUAGUGUCAUUGUUAGCAAGCCAAGCUUUUAAAUGACGGUAUUCUCAUUACUUUUGUUUGUCAUGCUAUGCCAUAUCAUCACUAUUUUUUACGCAAUAGUACACUGUAUAUUAUGAACGUACAUGUCAUACGCAACUCCACAUUUGUUUAUUGGUUAUUAUUGUAAAUAUUAAUUUUUUUUUGUAUAAAAUUUUUUAUUAUAGUUAUUGUAACCAGUGUUACCUCCGGACACUCUGGGGGGAGCUAUGUGGAGACAUGACUGACAAGCCUAUUUUGUAAAUAGUUUUCAGUGUUAUUUCUAUUUGUUUUGUCAAUUUUUCACUGUAUGUACAUUUAUCAUUAAAUGACCGUACGUGUUGUUUUAGUCAACGACCUUGAACACUUUUUCCGCCGUAAUUCAAACAUAGCGUGACAUUUAUUUACUGGCUAACAAAUACAUUGCUACUCACACAU
Messenger RNA from Schistosoma curassoni, 5238 nucleotides. Lineage: Eukaryota; Metazoa; Platyhelminthes; Trematoda; Strigeidida; Schistosomatidae. The record is from the annotation of a GenBank genome assembly.